AUGUCUUAUGUUGAUUUGCAAAACGCCUUUAGUACUCUACACAACGAGGCCAAGGAAGCUUUCAAACACUUGGCCUCUAAUAAGAAAAUUUUCAGUCAUUUAGAAAAGAAGAUUUCUGAUUCCGAAAAGGAAUUAGAAACUCUUAAGAAAUCUAUGAUAGAGGAUACUAAAGAGAGAACAAGGGUUCUCGAUAGUGGAUGCUCAAGACACGUGACAGGUGACUCUUCCUUAUUCUUUGACUUUGUGGCUAAGAAGAAAGGGUUUGUGACUUACGGUGACAAUAACGAGGGAGCUAUACUCGGAAAAGAAUCUGUGCAUGUUUCCUUCGAUGAGUCUUAUCCGAAAACUGUCAGAGAAGGUAGUAUUGUUGAUGGUGCAGGUGUUCCCUCAGAAGGCAUAAUAAAAGAUCAAGAAGAAAAUCGUGUUGACACCCAUCCGAAAAAAGCUGAGGAGGAGCCGGAUCUUAAUUCCGAAAAGAAAGAGGAGGAUCAUUUCAUCAGUAACACUGAUCUUCCUUUGGAAUGGAAAUCUUCCAAGGAUCAUCCCAUUGAUAAUAUUAUAUGA
This is a messenger RNA of Lathyrus oleraceus (garden pea), 564 nucleotides long. RefSeq lists its product as uncharacterized. The coding region runs from base 1 to 564 and encodes 187 amino acids. The record is from RefSeq and is a predicted model, not a curated record. NCBI's taxonomy places the organism in Eukaryota, Viridiplantae, Streptophyta, Magnoliopsida, Fabales, Fabaceae. The transcript has 3 exons.